Molecule: messenger RNA, 1097 nt
Organism: Toxotes jaculatrix (banded archerfish)
Lineage: Eukaryota; Metazoa; Chordata; Actinopteri; Toxotidae
Product: GTPase IMAP family member 7-like
Exons: 2
Coding region: 36-1097 (353 amino acids)
Molecular function (GO): GTP binding
Source: RefSeq, a predicted model, not a curated record
GAACAAAGGCUUUUUAUCAUAGUUCCUCUGUUAGGAUGUCAUCGUCUGAAAAUGCUGCGUCAGAGGAAGUGUGUGAAGCAUCACCUGCCACAUCAGAACCUGAGCCUCUGAGGAUUGUUCUGCUGGGGAGGACAGGAACAGGCAGAAGCUCCUCAGGCAACACCAUCCUGGGCAGGUCCUCUUUCUGGGUCGACGUCUCCCCCUGUUCAGUCACCACACAGUGCAAAAGACAGAAUGGGACAGUGAAUGGGCGUAGCAUCUCUGUGAUCGACACUCCGGGGUUCUUCCACACUCACCUGUCCCCUCAGGAGGUCAUGGCAGAGGUGGGGCGGUGUGUUGUGCUGUCCUCUCCGGGACCACACGUCUUCCUGGUGACUGUAAAGACCGGCAGGUUCACGCAGGAGGAGAGGGACACCUUGGAGUGUAUCAAGGCUACAUUUGGGCCUGGAGCCACCAGGUUUAUCAUGGUGCUGUUCACCUGGGGAGACCAGCUGCAGGGGAAACUCAUAAAGGACUUCCUGGAGGAGAGCCAUGAGCUACUGGAGUUUGUCAGCAGCUGCCACGGGGGGUAUCACGUCUUUGAUAACAGAGAACAGGACAAGACCACGGAAUGUACACAACAGGUCAUACAACUCCUGAAGAAGAUAGACAAGACUGUGGCAGAAAAUGGAGGAGAUUGCUAUAACACUGAGAUGUUUAAGGAGGCUGAGAGGGCCAUCAGGGAGGCACAAGAGAGGAUUCUGGGAGAAAGAGGGCCAACAGUGGAGUCCUCUCAUAAGGAGGGUGAAGACAAGGAGGAGCAGGGACCGGAGUUUGAGAGGAGGAGAAGGAGGGAAGAGGAGGAGAGGAGGAGGGAGGAGAGGCUUUUCUGGUGCGAGCUGGUGACCGCGCUGGGGAAAGGUGCUGCAGAGGGCGCAGGGAUCAUGGGGAAGGAUAAAGGGAAAGGGAAAGCGGUGAAGAAGGCGAAGGUGGUGGAGAAGGCAGCAGCUCUGGCUGCAUCGCCGCUCUCCAUCAGUUCGGCCGCAAAAGCGGUGGGAGGGGCUGUGAGAGAGGGGAGCAAGGUGUUAUACAAACACAGAAAAACGUUCUUCCCCUGA